Messenger RNA from Salarias fasciatus (jewelled blenny), 1250 nucleotides. RefSeq names its product COMM domain containing 5 (gene commd5). The transcript is spliced from 7 exons. The record is from RefSeq and is a predicted model, not a curated record. NCBI's taxonomy places the organism in Eukaryota, Metazoa, Chordata, Actinopteri, Blenniiformes, Blenniidae. The coding region runs from base 130 to 765 and encodes 211 amino acids. Gene Ontology annotation, cellular component: nucleus.
GAGUCACGUGACACCAAGGCGGAAGUCGGAACAUAAACAGAAUUUACGAUCAGCUGAUGAAAUAAACGUCUCGAUUUAGAUUUAUUCCCUAAUAACCGGUGCACACUGCACACCGGGAAAGGGCUGGACAUGUCCGCGAGCCACGCGAAGGACUGCAGCUUUCUGGGAGGAAGGAUCCCGCCGGAAAUCGAGUCAUUCUCCAAAAACCUGCACGAUGUGGAUCAGGAGCUGUUCAGGAAAAUACUGAAAGCUGUGGUCAGCGCCCUGGAGGGGAAGGACAGCAGGGAGGUGCUGAGGGCCAUAGCGGAGAGCAGCCCCCUCCCGCAGGACAGGCUCGCGCACAUCGUGGCCGGGAUGCACAGGAUCCUGUCCGAGGCCGUCCGCGUCCCCACCGCGUCGCUCCGGCAGGAGACUUUUAAAGAAGAUCUUCGAGAACUGAAGAUCCCUGAAGACUUCAUUUCAGAUUUUUCCAGCGUGGUUUUUGGGAGUCGCCGUGCGGCUCUGGAGGCAGCCGCCUCCCAGAGAGACCCCCGCCUCCCCAGCAUGGAGGACUUCAGAUGGAGGGUGGACGUGGCCAUUUCUACCAGCUCUUUGGCCCGGGCGCUGCAGCCUUCGGUCGUCAUGCAGAUGAAGCUGUCAGACGGGAAACUCCAUCGGUUCGAGGUGCCGGUCUCCAGGUUCCAGGACCUGAGGUACAACGUGGCGUCCAUCCUGAAGGAGAUGAACGACCUGGAGAAGAGGACCGUCCUGCGGAUUCAGGACUGAGCUUCUCCUCGUUCCCUCCGUCACGUCUGAGCGUUAAUCUGACGCUGCCGGCCUCCAACACGCCGUGACUGGGGACGGCGUUAUCCUGCAGCUCACUGACUCUAAACCCACCUCCUGCGCUCCCUGUGGUUUUUACAUUAAAUGUCUUGAUAGUAUCUUUGUACGACGUCUUGUUUUCUCAUUUUGACUGAUCCGGGUCACAUUUAUAUUAAAUGUGCUUUAAGUGUGUUAAAAGAGGAAGGAUGCUGGGAUGAGUGGACAGGAGUUCACCGGGUGAAGCUGCUUCAUGACUCAGAGCAGUUUCAUGAAGUUUUUCUGCUUCUAAUUGAAAGUCAUGUGACCUGAACAGUCUGCAGACGGGAGGCUGCGGCUCUGAUGUGUAAAAGUCAGACUGAGAUAGGAGGGAAGAUCCUCUCUGAGUGAAAUCAUCAUAGAAUAUGUUCUUCAGAUGUUUGAAUAGAAGCUUUUAUUAAAUAAAAAGAUCA